Messenger RNA from Capsella rubella, 1082 nucleotides. RefSeq lists its product as uncharacterized. Bases 63 to 1082 code for a protein of 339 amino acids. The record is from RefSeq and is a predicted model, not a curated record. Gene Ontology annotation, cellular component: membrane. Lineage: Eukaryota; Viridiplantae; Streptophyta; Magnoliopsida; Brassicales; Brassicaceae. The transcript has a single exon.
AAAACCUUUUCUUUUUUCUUUCCUCUUCUUCACUUCCUCUGAGAAACCUUAUAGAUUCUCUCAUGGAUUCAUUCUGUUUUUGUAUAUUUAAUAUCUUAAUCAUCAUCAUACUUCUCCUAUCAUUCCACCAAUCUGAGUCUCAAUCUACACAUCUCCUUGAUCUCAUGAUCAGAGAUUACACCUUUAGAAACUUUAAGCUCAAUCUCAACACUGGCAUCACUCAGAAGAUCAUUCUCCCUUCUAAUUUCUCUGGUAUAGACAUCGACACGGUGAAGUUAAGGUGCGGGAGUCUGAGAAGAUACGGUGCAAAACUAGGAGAGUUUAACAUUGGUUCAGGAGUCACGGUGGAGCCAUGCCCUGAGAGAGUCAUGCUAAUCAGACAAAACCUUGGUUCGAAUUGGUCUUCAAUCUAUUCUACCGGUUAUAACUUAACCGGUGAAAAUUACCAGCUCGUGUCACCUGUUCUUGGGUUGUUAGCUUACAAUGCAAACCCUGACGGUGUGGCCACGAACCCUUACGAGGUUAACGUUGUGGGUACCGAUCAAAACCCAAUCUUGAUCGAUUUCUUGAGCAACAAGUCAAGUAUUGACCCUAGCCCUAAGGAGACGAUGAAGAAGAACUCAUCAGUCUUGUGUGCGUGUUUCACAAGAAACGGUAACACAACGUUUAGCCAGCAAGUGUCGCCCUAUGUGUGUAAAGGGAUAAGGCAAGGGCAUUACGCUCUCGUGAUGAAAACAGAAGCUCAAAAAGAUGACCAUGACAGUGAGGGUGGUGGAGUAGUGACGUCAUCUACGGAGGUGAACGGCACCAACGGAGGAGGAAAGCUGAGCCGGUGGAAAGUGGCGGUGGGGAGUGUGAUUGGGUCAGGGAUAGGGGCGAUUCUCUUGGGAAUGUUGGUGGUGGCUAUGUUGGUGAAAGUGAAGAAGAAAGCAGUGAGAGAAGAAAUGGAGAGAAGAGCUUACGAAGAGGAAGCUCUUCAGGUUUCAAUGGUUGGUCAUGUAAGAGCUCCUACUGCUUCUGGAACUAGAACUCUUCCUAGAAUGGCCGAUGAUAGGUAUAAACACACUCAUUUGAAUAAAUAA